Messenger RNA from Coturnix japonica (Japanese quail), 809 nucleotides. It is a transcript of the gene EIF4EBP1, whose product is annotated as eukaryotic translation initiation factor 4E binding protein 1. NCBI's taxonomy places the organism in Eukaryota, Metazoa, Chordata, Aves, Galliformes, Phasianidae. The record is from RefSeq and is a predicted model, not a curated record. Gene Ontology annotation, biological process: negative regulation of translational initiation. Gene Ontology annotation, molecular function: eukaryotic initiation factor 4E binding. Gene Ontology annotation, cellular component: cytoplasm.
GCGUGGUUUACACCGGAAGCGACGGGCUGGCGGCGGGUAGGCCGCAGUAGCAGCAGCAGCCCGUGACCGGGCGCCAUGUCGGGCCGCUGCUGCCAGGGACAGACGCCGAGCCGCGAUAUCCCGGGUCCCGGCAAGCGCCUGGCCCUGCCCGACGGAGCACCGCUACCACCCGGGGACUACAGCACCACGCCGGGGGGAACCGUGUUCGGGACCACGCCGGGCGGAACCAGGAUUAUUUAUGAUCGUAAAUUCCUGAUGGAGUGCCGUAAUUCUCCGGUUGCCAAAACACCACCUUCUGACCUUCCGGACAUUCCAGGUGUUACCAGCCCAAUUGUGGAGGAGUUAAAGAUUGAGAACAACCACGUCCAGAACUAUGAUGAGAAAGCGAAUGUAGGUGAAGAAGAGCAGUUUGACAUGGACAUCUAAAGCACGUGCCCUGAGAGUGCUUCUCCAGUGAAGAACCAGGACCUUGUUUGAGGAUUCCCACCAGCCAGGCUUACAGCAGCCCAUGCCUUGAGUGCCUUCCUGUUUCUUGGGAAAGGCAGCUUAUUCCCUUCUGAGAACAGAGUAUAUCCUGUUACAAGGACUGAAUCUCAGCCUCUCCGUGUGGGUGUGAAUACACAGUGCAGUCCCUGCUGAUGAUGGGCCGUGGGGUGCCAGGGGAGACAGUCUCAAUGAUCGUUUUUGUUUCCAGUUUUAUGCUUUUGUUAAUCAUUUUAAUACUGUAAAAGUUACAGAAAUGCAAUAUAAGGGAGAAAUAAAUCAUUUUGACUCUCCUGGUAUGCAAUAAAUAUUGCUUCUGACCUGCA